GAUCCACGCAGCACCACGUGACCCGGGAGCCCUGGACUGAACGAGCCCCUCACUCACACCGCAUCAUGGCUGCGGAGGAUGCGGCCGCGCGGUCCCUGCUCCCCCGCGGGGCUCCUGUCUCCCCUCCCCGGGUCCUGCUGCUCUCCCUGGCCGCCCUCUCUCUCCUCCCCUCCCCGGCUCUGGGGCUGCUGGGCUUCCGUCCUGAGGAGACCGGGGUGGAGCUGUCCGUGCAGGACGGGGUGCUGAAAACCACCGAGGGGACCCGCUUCAUGCUGCGGGUCUACUACUCCACCUCCCCGCAGAGGCUGAACCGCACCGCGGGGACCCGAGCCAACAACGCCGCGCCCUGGAUCGCCUUCAUCGAGGAGCCGACUCCAGGCAGAGAGGGGCAAGUCCACCCCAAGAGGAACAUGUGCAUGGACAAGAACGCCAGGACGUCCGACAUAGAGGUCUUGGGGUCUUUUAAGUCUGCUUCCAGUCAGAACUCUGUGUUAGUGGAGCUCCUGGCCAAAGACCUGCGCAGGGGGGAGAAGAUCAAGUACUACUCCAUGUGCGCCUUUGAUGGAUCCAAAUGGGAGCACUACAGGACAAGGGACUUCUGGGUGGCUGUCACGGAGCGCUCUGCAGCCCCGGACCUGUGGCUGCAGGUCCUGGUGUCCGUGCUCCUCCUGGGGCUGUCUGCUCUGUUCAGUGGGUUGAAUCUGAGUCUGCUGGCCCUGGACCCGGUGGAGCUGCAGGUCCUGCAGAACAGUGGCACAGACAAGGAGCAGAACUACGCGAGGAAGAUCGAGUCUGUGCGUCGGCAUGGGAACUACGUCCUGUGCACUCUGCUGCUCGGGACCGCCAUCAUCAACGCCUCCCUGGCCGUGUGGAUGUGCCAGAUCCUGGGCAUGACCUGGGUCUCCACGGUCAUCUGCGCCUUCGGGAUCUUCUUCAUCGGGGAGAUCCUUCCUCACUCUGUGGCCUCGCGUCACGGUCUUGCCAUCGCCUCCAAAACCAUCUGGGUGACUCGGCUCCUCAUGGUGCUCUCCUUCCCCAUCUCAUACCCCAUCAGCAAACUCCUGGACCUGAUCCUGAACCAGGAGAUCUCCAGCUUCUACACCCGGGAGAAGCUCCUGGAGAUGCUGCGCGUCACAGACCCGUACCACGACCUGGUCAAAGAGGAGCUCAACAUCAUCCAGGGCGCGCUGGAGCUGCGCACCAAGACUGUGGAGGACGUCCUGACCCCCCUCACGGACUGCUUCAUGCUGGCCUCGGACGUGGUGCUGGACUUCAACACCAUGUCCGACAUCAUGCAGAGCGGGUACACCAGGAUCCCGGUGUUUGAGAACGAGAGGUCCAACAUCGUGGACAUCCUGUUCGUGAAGGACCUGGCCUUCGUGGACCCGGAUGACUGCACCCCCUUGAAGACCAUCACCCAGUUCUACAAACACCCGCUGCACUGCGUCUUCAACGACACCAAGCUGGACGCCAUGCUGGAGGAGUUCAAGAAAGGAAAGUCUCACCUCGCCAUCGUGCAGCGCGUGAACAACGAAGGAGAGGGCGACCCUUUCUACGAGGUGAUGGGCAUCGUCACGCUGGAGGACGUCAUCGAGGAGAUCAUCAAGUCGGAGAUCCUGGAUGAGACGGACCUCUACACUGAUAAUCGAACAAAGCGACGUGUCUCUCACCACGAGAGGAAGCAGCAGGACUUCUCCAUCUUCAAACUGUCAGAGAACGAGAUGAAGGUGCAGAUCUCUCCGCAGCUUCUCCUGGCGACGCAUCGCUUCCUCUCCACAGAGGUGGAGCCCUUCAAACCGGCUCACAUCUCAGAGAAGAUCCUGCUGAGGCUCAUCAAACACCCCAGCGUGGUUCAGGAGCUCAAGUUCGAUGAGAAGAACAAGCGAGCGACGCAGCACUUCUUAUUCCAGCGCAACAAACCGGUGGACUACUUCAUCCUGGUGCUGCAGGGUCGAGUCGAGGUGGAGUUCGGGAAAGAGGCUCUGAAGUUUGAGAAUGGAGCUUUUUCGUACUUUGGAGUACCCGCCAUCAUGCCAGCAGUGCACAGAUCCCCGUCCCGCAGCAGUGGUCUGGACCGCUCUGAAUCCAUGCUGUAUGGAGGGAGCAUGGGACAGCUGAACGGAGGAGGGAACGUCUACCUCCCUGACUACUCCGUCAGACAGCUCACACACCUACAGAUCAUGAAGAUCACCCGGAGUCACUACCAGAACGCCGUGACAGCCACACGAAUGGACAGCUCUCCUCAGACCCCCGACGCCGACACCCGUCUGGCUGAAGAGCCCCCAACCACAGCACACUCAGCCAACACCCUGAUGCCCCCCCAGCACCACUACACCACCACCACCACCCUCAUGCCUCCACCCAGAGAGCCAUGCCGGCCCGGUUCAGCCCGGACGAGAGGGCAGCAGUCCAGCGUCCCUCACAGCACCUCGCUGCUGAAUGAGAAGAACCGCAUCGUCCGAAGUAAGUCGGACGGCCAGAAGAGUCCCAGUGACUCAGUGUUCCUCAGGAUGGAUGAGAUCCCCUACAUCAGAGAGGACAGAGUGGAGGCGGAGCCAAACAGCGACGUGGCCUCCGUUCACAUAGAAACGGACACUUCUCCUUUCAUCAGCAGCAUGUCGCUGAGCGGCUCAGAGGACACGCUCGGCAAGAAACUCCUCCUCAAACUCAGUCAUAAGAAGAGGAAAAAAUCUCGUGAAGGAGAGAAAACACCCGAGGACAUUUCAGAGCAGCCGCUGGUGAAAACCUAGCAGCGCGUGUGUGUGUGUGUGUGUGUGUGUGUGUGAGAGAGAAACACACACCUGAACUCUCCAUCAUCUGAUGGUUCUUUAAAAUGUUUGCAAAGACGAAGAAGUGGGAGCUGAACUAUCAGAGUUUUAUCUGACAACAUCACCCUCCACACCCACCCCCCCCCCACCCUCCUGUAGGACAUCACAAAGUGGAUCCAGCACCGUGGAAUGUACCCGACACGUGGACGGAGCGUACCACUUUACUGAAGGACACGGGGGGGGUGGAGCUUUUUUGGCAAUACGCAUCAAACGGUAGCUUCUCAUCGUCACGGGUUUUUCUUGCUGAUGCUUGUAUAUUAAAGAAUGAACGUGAAUGUAAUAAAUUUAUAGAGGAUUAAGAGUUUUUAUACGCUCUCAUGCGACGACCUCUCCAAUGGAGCUAAAGGGAAGAACGGGACACGGAGCGAAUGGAAGGGCACCAAAGAUGACGCUGGUUUUUGUACAUACUGCUCCAAACUGCACGGAGGAGAGUCUCAGCGGAGAAAAGCUGCUUCAGUUUCAAGCUUUUGUUCUGGAGCACUUUAUCAAUGCUUGCUCAUACGGCUUCUAGUCUAACCUGUAAAGUUAUUUUAACUUCCUGUUUAUCUACGGAGAGCAUUUCACGUCCAGACGGUGCCUGGAUGUCUGCUCUUGUCUUCACUUAGAGGAUGAUACGACCAAAAGUAUGUGGACUACAGAAUCACUAAGCAGACAUGCAUCCUUAUACUUUAUUUACUCCUUUAAACCGAGAUAAUGACUCAUCCCUGGUUGUCCAGAUUAACUUCUAAUUUAAAGAUAUUAAAAACACAAGAAGACGCCAAGUUAGCUAGCUAACUUUCUUGAAAUAAGACAUUCUGAUAACAAGAAACUGAUCAAGUACGUUUUUCUUAUCCCAUUGGCUGAUUUUUCGCUCUUCACAAGCAAUUCAGGUGUCAUUUGUGCCUUUAAGAACUUAAAAAUAAGAUGCUAAUCUGGGCUAGCUAGGUCAGUGAGGCUUGUAUUGAGUCUAAGGAGACAUCUUUUGUCUAGAAACAGAACAAAGACACCAUAAAGAUUUGAGUUUCUGCA
Notolabrus celidotus (New Zealand spotty) is the source of this 3836-nucleotide messenger RNA. RefSeq names its product metal transporter CNNM1-like. Gene Ontology annotation, biological process: transport; magnesium ion homeostasis. Lineage: Eukaryota; Metazoa; Chordata; Actinopteri; Labriformes; Labridae. The coding region runs from base 66 to 2750 and encodes 894 amino acids. The record is from RefSeq and is a predicted model, not a curated record. Gene Ontology annotation, molecular function: transmembrane transporter activity. The transcript is spliced from 10 exons. Gene Ontology annotation, cellular component: plasma membrane.